AUGAAUGGUUCCGCCCUUAGAAAUACAAGUUGCGAAGAAGAUCUUGGUGUAUUAAUAGAUAACCAUCUAACAUUUUCAGACCACAUUUCAUCAAAGGUUAAAAAAGCAAAUCAGAUUAUGGGCUUGAUUCGAAGGACAUUUGACUAUAUGGAUAAUGAAAACUUUGUCUUGUUGUUCACAUCCCUUGUCAGACCACAUAUUGAGUAUGCUAACACAGUAUGGUGUACAUUCUUGAAAAAGGACAUGUUGAUUGUGGAAAACGUACAACGUAGAGCUACGAAAAUGCUCCCAGGUAUGAAGGAUUUAACAUAUGAUGAAAGGCUCAGGUUACUGAAACUUCCCUCAUUAUUUUACAGAAGAAAUUGA
Messenger RNA from Hydractinia symbiolongicarpus, 366 nucleotides. RefSeq lists its product as uncharacterized. Lineage: Eukaryota; Metazoa; Cnidaria; Hydrozoa; Anthoathecata; Hydractiniidae. The record is from RefSeq and is a predicted model, not a curated record. The transcript has a single exon. The coding region runs from base 1 to 366 and encodes 121 amino acids.